GAGACACAAGGCCUUUCUGGGUCGAUAAAAGUGCCGUUCAUUGUCUGGCUGGGUUGUCUCUGCCUUGUUCUCUGUCUCUUCUACAUCUGUCGCUGCUGGUGUCGUGACAUCCCAGUUGCAUACUCCAGUCACCGUCGCGUUGUCUGCUCGCAUUUGCAUUUGCAUUUAAUGACUCACGGCUUGCUUGUUAUUGCCUCAGGAGUGGAUGGUAUCUACUAUCAUCAACACCAAAGCGAUACUACCUAGCUAUACACUAUCAAUCGCUAGACCGCCAGUUCCGUCGAUCGACCCCACAGGUGAAUAUUCCUGUUUCGUGUCACUUCGGCUUGCCUUUCUCGCUCGACGCGUUCUGCCUUCCUCCUUCUCAGCAAUCCCCAGAAGCAACCAGAGCCCUGUCUACUACCCAGUGAGAUAUAUCCAUGGCCACUCUCACCAUGUCUCCCACCGUCCGUCGGCCGUUUGCCAGUCUCGACCGCACGCGUAUGUCGCUGUUGACGGCGAAAAUGAACCAGAGGAACGAACAGAAUGGCUGCGCGAAGUCAUGGAGGACCCAAACGGCAGCGGGGGAUAUUGAGAACGUGGAUCCCGCUACUCUUAAUAAACCUUCAAUGAAGCGGAAGCGUGGCUCGGAUGAGGAUGAGCUUUCUAUGAAAGGAUCGAAAGAAUCGCCCAAAACCUAUCGACUAACCACCUUGCCGCUCACCGAGUCCAAACAUGCUGUAUACAAGACGCCCUCGACCCCUGCAAAACCACGUCAUACCCUGAAACCUGCUGGUCGCUCCCCCAAGGUCAAGUCCUGCAAGAUCUCCACUCGUCGUUCGCCCAUCACCAAGGCUCGUCCCCAGCUACGCACUAAGAGAAGCGUGAUCCGUCCAUUUUCCAUUGCGACAGCCUUGUCUAAUGGCAAGCAGGCGACAAGGGCUCCCUCUGCUCCGGCGUCGUGGUUCUUUGAGAUCCACGUUGACUCGGAACAAGAUGAGAUGACUAAUCUCGUGCAGCACUCAACUUGCGUUCUCGACAUCAGUGACGAUGAGGGCAAGCAAAAGCGGGAAAGCCGUGGCAAGGAGAAUGUCCCGCCACAGGAAGUGGGCAUUGACCUUCCUAGGGCCCGUGAGCAGACCGGCGCAGCUGCUGGUGCUCACAAGAGGGAUAUGAUGGAAGACCGAUCCCCCUUGGCCGAGCUCAACGCUGCCGACUUUUACGGUGCUGGCUGCAAUGCCUUUUCUUGUGUGAUUAUCCAUGAUGACUCCGAAAAGGCGGUUGGGAUGAAGAAGCCUGCCCCUGCUCCUCUCCAAACCUCAGCUUCCCAGUUUGUUCCCAGAGCCGAACAGUCGGCUGUCCCCUCUAUUGUGUCUCUGCUAGAGACCACUGCAUCUGCGAAGAAUGCUGCCAAGCCGGCUAAGUCCUCUAACGCCCAGUUCGAAAUUCUGGAAGACGGUGCAUCGGACACCGAGAUACAUCCUGCAACCACCCAAAGUACUACCUCCUAG
Molecule: messenger RNA, 1490 nt
Organism: Monascus purpureus
Lineage: Eukaryota; Fungi; Ascomycota; Eurotiomycetes; Eurotiales; Aspergillaceae
Source: the annotation of a GenBank genome assembly